AUGGCGACUGUGGAACCGAAAACCACCCCUACUCCUAAUCCCCCGCCUACAGAAGAAGAGAAAACAGAAUCUAAUCAGGAGGUUGCUAACCCAGAACACCAUAUUAAACAUCCUUUACAGAACAGAUAGGCACUCUGGUUUUUUAAAAAUGAUAAAAGCAAAACUUGGCAAGCAAACCUUCGGCUGAUCUCUAAGUUUGAUACUGUUGAAGAUUUUUGGGCUCUGUACAACCACAUCCAGUUGUCUAGUAAUUUAAUGCCAGGCUGUGACUACUCACUUUUUAAGGAUGGUAUUGAGCCUAUGUGGGAAGAUGAGAAAAACAAACGAAGAGGACGAUGGCUAAUUACAUUGAACAAGCAGCAGAGAGGAAGUGACCUGGAUCGCUUUUGGCUAGAGACACUACUGUGCCUUAUUGGAGAAUCUUUCGAUGACUACAGUGAUGAUGUAUGUGGAGCUGUUGUUAAUGUUAGAACUAAAGGUGAUAAGAUAGCAAUAUGGACUACUGAAUGUGAAAACAGAGAGGGAACACAUAGAGGGAGGGUAUACAAGGAAAGGUUAGGACUUCCUCCAAAGAUAGUGAUUGGUUAUCAGUCCCAUGCAGACACAGCUACUAAGAGCGGCUCCACCACUAAAAAUAGGUUUGUUGUUUAA
Messenger RNA from Zalophus californianus (California sea lion), 651 nucleotides. Its product is annotated as eukaryotic translation initiation factor 4E-like. The transcript has a single exon. Gene Ontology annotation, cellular component: eukaryotic translation initiation factor 4F complex. NCBI's taxonomy places the organism in Eukaryota, Metazoa, Chordata, Mammalia, Carnivora, Otariidae. The record is from RefSeq and is a predicted model, not a curated record. Gene Ontology annotation, biological process: translational initiation. Gene Ontology annotation, molecular function: RNA 7-methylguanosine cap binding; translation initiation factor activity.